AUGACUCGACGGACCGUCCUCGUAACCGGUGCCACAGGCCUCCUUGGCCGCGAAGUAGCCAAGACAUUUGAGCUCGGUGGAUGGCAUGUCAAGCGGACCGGCUACUCGCGAGCGGACGGCGUCGAUGUCCGCAGAGUCGACCUUCGAAACGCGGAUGAGCUGGCCAAGGCCCUGGACGAAAACAAACCCCAGGUCAUCGUCCACUGCGCGGCCGAGAAAGCCCCCGACAAGGUCGACAAGGACCCGGAGGGCGCUCGGGCGCUCAACGUCGCAGCCAGCAGAAGCCUCGCCAAGCUCGCGGCAAGCCGAGCCAUCCUGGUCAUCUACGUCUCCACCGACUACGUCUUCCCCGGAACGCCCGGCGAUGCUCCCUACGAGGCCGAUGCCGCCCCCAAGCCGGCCAACCUGUACGGCCAGACCAAGGCGGAUGGCGAGCGGGCCGUGCUGGAAGAGUUUACCCGUGCCGGCAAGCAAGGCUUAGCCGUCGCGCUGCGCGUGCCGCUGCUGUAUGGCCAUGCCGAGACGCCCGCCGAGAGUGCCGUCAACGUGCUCAUGGACUCGGUCUGGAAAGCACAGACCGAGGGGGCAAGGAUUAAGAUGGAUCACUGGGCCCGCCGCUAUCCAACCAACACGGAGGACGUCGGGCGCGUCUGUCGCGACGUGGCCGCCAAGUAUCUCGAUGCGGCUGAGCGGCAAGGCUUGCCUCGGAUCCUGCAGUUCUCGAGCCAAGAUGUCAUGACAAAGUACGACAUCUGCCAACGCUUUGGCGAGGUCAUGGGCCUGUCGAUAGCGAGCAUCGAGCCAAAUACGCAGGGCAACGACCCCAAUGCCUCGGCGCAGCGGCCGUACGACUGCCACCUGAGCACAAAGGAGCUUGGGCAACUGGGCAUUGACGUGUCGACCUGCGACUUCACCGCAUGGUGGCGGCGCGAAGUAGGCGCCUUUCGAAAGUAG
This is a messenger RNA of Hirsutella rhossiliensis, 954 nucleotides long. Its product is annotated as rmlD substrate binding domain-containing protein. Gene Ontology annotation, cellular component: methionine adenosyltransferase complex. The record is from RefSeq and is a predicted model, not a curated record. Gene Ontology annotation, biological process: S-adenosylmethionine biosynthetic process. Bases 1 to 954 code for a protein of 317 amino acids. The transcript has 4 exons. Lineage: Eukaryota; Fungi; Ascomycota; Sordariomycetes; Hypocreales; Ophiocordycipitaceae. Gene Ontology annotation, molecular function: methionine adenosyltransferase regulator activity.